UACUCACCUAGCGUUUCUGAUUUUCUCUGCAAAAGUUAGGUAGUCAUGAAUACGCACACACACACACAAACACAUUUAAAUAUAUAAUAUAAGAGCAUAAUAAACCUUUUAUAUACUUUAGUACUUUCUUUUUUCAUUUUCAUCUUCAAUUUCUUUAGAAUUUAAUUAAAUUCAAUGUCUCCGACUUCUACUUUUUCCUCCUCCUUCAUCUUUUUCUUCCACAUUUUGCUAUUUUCUCUUUUUGAAGCCGAGGCAAUGGAGAUGGAUUUAAAUCCGAGGACGGCCAACCAAACGUUGUUUGAGGGAGAAGGUGGAGGAUACUACGCUUGGUCAAGUAAAGAGUUUCCAUUUCUUGCUCAGGCAAAGCUUGGUGCUGGUAAGCUUGUUCUGAAACCCAAUGGCUUCGCUUUGCCUCACUAUGUCGAUAGCUCCAAAGUUGGUUAUGUUCUUCAAGGAUCUGACGGAGUAGUUGGAAUGGUAUUCCCGAAUAAAAAAUCUUCCAAAGAGGUAGCCCUAAAGCUUAAGAAGGGAGACAUUAUUCCCGUUCCUCUAGGAGCACUAUCAUGGUGGUACAACAACGGAGAUUCUGAACUAGUGAUUGUGUUUUUGGGCCAGACCACAAAGGCUUAUGUUCCCGGAGAAUUUACGUAUUUCAUUUUAACUGGUGGUCUUGGAAUACUGGGAGCUUUCUCAACUGAGUACACAAGCAAAGCUUUUAACAUGAACAAAAAUGAAGCAAAAGAACUAGUGAAAAGCCAAUCUGGGGUUAUCAUAAUCAAGCUAGAAGCUGGGAAAACCAUGCCUCAACCCCAAUUGCACAAAACUAAAGAAUUGGUUUUCAACAUUGAUUCGUCUUUGGCGGAUGGUAAUGUGAAGAGAGGUGGAAUAAUAACUACAGUUAACAAAUCCAAGUUUUCUUUUAUUGGAGAAGUUGGAUUGACUGCUACUCAUAUGAAACUCCAACCCCAUUCCAUGAACUCACCCAUUUACUCUACUGACUCGAGCAUCCGAGUGAUAUAUGUUGUGAAAGGGAGUGCUAGGGUUCAAAUUGUUGGUAUUCAAGGUAAAAGGGUUUUAGAUACUGAAAUUAAGGCUGGUCACUUAGUUGUUGUUCCAGCAUUCUUCGUCGAAGCGAAAAUUGCAGGUGGAGAAGGAAUGGAGUGCUUCUCUAUUAUAAGCAGUGCAGAGCCAAUUCUAGAGGAUAUAGUUAGCGAUGAAUCAGUACUGGCAGCUUUGUCACCUGAGGUGUUACAAGCCUCCCUCAAUAUUAGUGCGGUGUCUGGAAAACACUUAAUUUCUGAGAUAAGCAAGAACUCAAUUAUCCUCCCUUCAACAAAUUAAUUAUAUAAGCAAAUUAUAUAUAAUUAUUAUGAUUUCUCCUUUUUCUAGUUUGAUUAGCCAAUGAAUUAAUCUUGUGGGAAAGAUUUUUUAGUGUUGUGUAUUGUGCAUGAAGAAUUUUAUUUUGUUGUUAAUUUAAUCCUUAAAAUUAAGAAUUCCACCUGUACCGAUUGGUACCUAUUAUAUGUAUAUUUCCUAUUUCAUAACA
Molecule: messenger RNA, 1546 nt
Organism: Ziziphus jujuba (common jujube)
Lineage: Eukaryota; Viridiplantae; Streptophyta; Magnoliopsida; Rosales; Rhamnaceae
Product: cocosin 1
Exons: 3
Coding region: 175-1341 (388 amino acids)
Molecular function (GO): nutrient reservoir activity
Source: RefSeq, a predicted model, not a curated record